GCGAUGGUACCCAUGGCCUCCUGGAUCCUUAUAAUGCCUUCCUCUCUGCAGUAAAAUGGAUAAUGACAGAACCUGUCUUGUUCCUGGUGGAAUUUAACCUCUGCAGUUGGUGGCACUCUGAUAUGACAGCUAAAGUCCAGAAAUUGAAACAGACCCUGGAGCCUUGUGAUACCGAAUAUCCAGCAUUUGUCUCUGAGUGCACCAUCAAGGAGACCACAGGGAAUACUGCUUGUGAAGACUGCUCCAAGUCCUUUGUCAUCCAGCAAAUCCCAAGCAGCAACCUGUUCAUGGUGGUGGUGGACAGCAGCUGCCUCUGCAAAUCUGUGGCCCCCAUCACCAUGGCACCCAUUGAAAUUAGGUAUAAUGAAUCCCUUAAGUGUGAAUGUCUAAAGGCCCAGAAGAUCAGAAGGUACCCAGAAUCUUGUCAUGGCUUCCAUCCUGAGGAGAACACAAGGGAGUGUGGGGCUGCACUGGGUCUCCAGGCCCUGCCAGUCCUCCUACUGCUCCCUCUGCUUUUGAUGCUCUUCUCAAGGUGACACUGACUGAGAUGGUCUCUUGGCAUGCUAAAUCAUGGAUAAACUGUGAACCAAAAUAUGGGGCAACAUACGAGACAUGAAUAUAGUCCAUCAGCAUCUCAUCAUGAUUUUAAACUGUGCAUGAUAUAAACUCUAAAAGAUAUGUUGACAAAAAGUUAUCUUUUUACUUUGCCAGUCAUUCAAAUGUGAGUUUGCCACAUGAUAAUCACCCUUCAUCAGAAAUGGGACUGCAAGUGGUAGGCAGUGUCCCUUCUGCUUGAAACCUAUUGAAACCAAUUUAAAACUGUGUACUUUUUUAAAAAGUAUAUUAAAAUCAU
This is a messenger RNA of Callithrix jacchus (white-tufted-ear marmoset), 853 nucleotides long. NCBI's taxonomy places the organism in Eukaryota, Metazoa, Chordata, Mammalia, Primates, Cebidae. The record is from RefSeq and is a predicted model, not a curated record.